Molecule: messenger RNA, 1226 nt
Organism: Gaeumannomyces tritici R3-111a-1
Lineage: Eukaryota; Fungi; Ascomycota; Sordariomycetes; Magnaporthales; Magnaporthaceae
Exons: 3
Coding region: 173-1105 (310 amino acids)
Source: RefSeq, a predicted model, not a curated record
UUUUUUUUCUUCUCCCCUCUGCUUCUAUGUCUUAGCGUAAGCUUGGUGUAGGUGGGUUCUUCUAGGCAACGAGCCUCCGACCGACAGGCCCUGACGUACAUGCUCUUGCCUGUGAGGCCAAGGAAAACAGCCAAGAGAGUGUCGUGAUCCCCAAGCCUGGGUCGCAACAAGUAUGGCCGCGAAUCACGAAUACGCCCCUGAGGUCGCUGUUCAGUCGUACCCAGAGGCUGUCCCGCAGCAGCACCCACAGGUCUACAAUGUGCAGGGGCAGCAACAGGCACAGCAGCAGCCUUACUACGCGCCAGAUGCGAAGCCGACGUACCCACCAACAGUGUCGUCGCCGCCGCCGACAACCACGACCCACAGCCCUUACCAAGCCAGCCAUGCCAACCUAGCCAGCGAGAACGGCAACGGCGGCGUCGGCGGUGGCGAGGAGAAGAGGAGGGGCGGCGGUGGGGCGGACCGGACGGUGUGCGGCUGCACACUGAUCGUAUUCGUGCUAAGCGUCAUCAUCGCCGUCCUGGCCGCGGGCGUCAUCGGCCUGGCCGCGGGGACGGGGAUCGAGGCGAGCAGGGCCAGCGAGGCCAGCGACAGCUACCAGAGGCUGCAGGCGUCCGUGUCGGCGGCCGGCCUCUUGGCGCCCUCGGGCACCGGGUCGGCGCCCGCGGCGGCGUCGGGCACCUCCUGCCCCAGGCCCGAGACCGUCGUCAUCGACAACGGCUGCGCCAGCAACUCUUCCUCCGUCAGCGGGCAGUCGUACACCUCGUUCAAGCUGCUGUCGCUCGCCACGUACACGAUGCAGUGCAACAAGGACGUGAACGGCACCGUCCUUUACUCCUUGUUCGCCCCGGACUUCAACUCGUGCAUGGACUCAUGCUCGGGCUAUACGAAAUAUGCCACAGACUUCUUUGGCACAACAAACGUGAACGCAACCUGUGCCGGUGUCAGCUUCAUUCCACUAUGGACCAACAAAACGAUAGCCUUGGCAGGCGGCGCCCCCGGCAACUGUUACCUUAAAAGGGGCCCUCUGGAAAAGAAGGCGUUCAUAGUCGCCAACGCAGGGACGCCGGUUCAUGGAGCCAUCGUCGAUGGUGGUUCAGGAUGAAAUUUCUUGAGGGAUUGGGUUUAUCUUCCGAACUUGUAAUUUGACUCCAACUUAUUAGUACUGCACGUGCCAAAGCUUGUAGGCCGAUGGAUUGCGUUGCUGGGUUUAAUCGAUGUGUCCC